GCACAGUGAUCAACAUGGUGUUCACCGUGAACACGGUGUCCCUGUGACAGUGUAAGGCAGGAAGAGGCUGCGGAAGUACGAGAAUGUAGGUAGGUUGGUGUGGCGGACCCACUUGCCUUCAUUGCUUCAACUUCAAGUCAGCAAGUGCCAAUUCAGAAUAACUUCAGAUUUAAGGCGUUUACCUUCGUCUCACGUCUCUCUGAGCUGGAGGAGUCAGUUUGUCACGGACUGGUUCAAAGUGGAUCCAAUCAAACAAGGAAACGUCUGUCGUAGUUUGUGGCGAGAGUGCGGCUUGGUGGCAUCAAGCAGGGGAGCUGACGGUUUUGUCUGCAGUUGAGGCGGAGCUUUGCUAGCUACCAAUAGAUGCACUGACAUGAUUGGUCGAUUAGAGAAGCUGCUAGAGGGAGCACCACGGGUGGCGCAUCUGCAGGCAUAGGAGCUGAUCCAGCAUCACCCGACAGUGCCGGCAAGGGAGCGGGUGCAGUUGCUGCUGGGGACGCUGGUGGUGGGGCAAUCAUGAAGACGUCCAGCAGCAGGGAGCAGCUGCUGCCGGUGACGCAGGAGAAGGACCACAAGGAUAAGAGAAUGCAGGGCAAGGGCAUAGCGGCAGCGCUGGGCUACAUGGGCUGCGCAGUGUUGCUCGUCAUGUUCAACAAGGCGGCGCUCUCGUCUUACAAAUUCCCAUAUGCCAACAUCAUCACACUGCUGCAGGUCAGCUGCUCCAACCUGCUCCUUGCCGUCCUGCGCUACUUCCGCGUCAUCAGCUUCACUGCCGACGGCCACUCCGCCCUGGAGAACACACGCAGCGGCUUCAUCGGCCUCAAGACCAUCCGCGUGGCUGCCCCGCUGUCCGUCUCUUAUCUAAUCUACAUGGUGGUAGGCAUGGCGAGUAUCCGCGGGGUGAGCGUGCCCAUGUACACCGCACUGCGCCGCACCACCGUGGCCUUCACCAUGGCCAUGGAGUUCCUCAUCGCGCGCCAGACCUACCCCCCCGAAAUCAUCUUCAGUGUGAGCGUCAUUGUGGGGGGCGCCCUCUUAGCGGGCAUGCGCGACCUGACGUUUGAUGUUUGGGGCUACUCGCUUGUGUUUGCGUCCAACCUGACCACCGCCGUCUACCUCGCCACGAUAGCCAGGCUCGGCAAGACGACAGGCCUCAACAGCUUCGGCCUGAUGUGGUGCAACGGUAUCAUCUGCGCACCCCUGCUUUUUUGUUGGACGUUUUUGACCGGCGAGCUCUCAUCUGCGCUCGCCUUCCCUGCUAUCCACUCCCCGGGCUUCCAGCUGGUGACAAUGGCGUCGUGCUCGCUUGCGUUCCUGCUCAACUACACCAUCUUCCUCAACACCGCCCUCAACUCCGCCGUCACGCAGACCAUCUGCGGUAACCUCAAGGACCUUGGAACGGUCACCAUUGGCUGGCUCUGGUUCAACGACCUGCCCUUUGAUUUUAUGAAUUUAGUUGGGCAAGGCAUGGGGUUCGCGGGCUCCGGCUUCUAUGCGUAUUGCAAGUUAAGAGGGACAGCAACGCAGGCUGCAAAACAGUAGUGUCCUAACCCAGACUACUUCGAAGUUGCCCUCCGGCUUAUGUUCGUGUGUACCAUAGAGAGCCCUGUAUUCAGGUUUGUGACAGAUUGAGUAUUAGCUACUCCAGGAGGAGUGGACUAGGAAAUGAUGUGAAGGCACAGCGCAACUUACAGUGCAUGCAAUAGACAACCUUUCCAGACCAAUGAAGUGUUGUCGGGUGUUGAAAAUGCCCACGACACUCUUUAGAGCUCGGCGCCAUAUGACCGGUGUUGGAGAAGUGCACAAUCUGGAGAGCAUCAAUGUUCCUAGGGCGAUCCGACAAUUGAAUGAUUGACAUAUGGUCCGAUCAACUGACUUGCGCA
This is a messenger RNA of Klebsormidium nitens, 1883 nucleotides long. The record is from the annotation of a GenBank genome assembly. NCBI's taxonomy places the organism in Eukaryota, Viridiplantae, Streptophyta, Klebsormidiophyceae, Klebsormidiales, Klebsormidiaceae.